UAGACUUGAGAGAAAUAACAUAAAUCAAGUUUACAAUACGUCAAAUUUACGAAAAAAUGUGAUCCUUUAGAUUAUUUUCCUCCUAAUUUCGAAAUUAUUAUCAUCACCACGUUGAGUGUGGGUAUCAUAGCAACAUAAAUGAAAUGUUAUUUGACAUUCGCAUCAAAAACUGAUAUAUUUGUCCAACAUUUCAAUUUUGGCGAAAGAUUCAUAAUUUUGCAUGGAGGAGACCCAAAAGAAACAAACUCAUUACGUGAUAUCAUUCAUUACAGAAUUACUGGGCACAGCUAUUCUAGAAUUUUUAGGUUGUAUGGGAUGUAUAUUCAGUUUCAAUCUCGGGCCCUUAUUACCAGCGUUUGCAUUUGGAUUCGCCGUGAUGAUUCCCGUGCAGAUUUUUAGUCACAUCAGCUCAUGCCACAUGAAUCCAGCGGUGUCAAUUGCAUUCCUUAUAUUCGGAGAUAUGGAGUGGAAAAGGUGUUUAAUAUAUAUUGCAGCGCAAUAUGUUGGGUCACUUCUUGGAUUUGGUUUAUUGACGGUCGUCACACCUAAAACGGAAAAAAUGUGCUUACUUCGCUUGAAAGUUGGGAUUACUCCGACACAAGGAUUUUUUUUGGAGUUCCUAUGUACGGUUGUCCUCAUCAUUUUUGUUUUUGGUGCCAUUGAUAGCAAAAACGCCACUUACAGAGACUCAUUUUGCCUCAGACUGGGUCUCAUGAUAUCAGGAUUGGUUUUCUCGGUAGAAUCAUUUACGGGAGCUGGUCUUAAUCCUGCUAGAAGUUUUCCGCCAGCUCUCUUCGAAAAUAUUUGGAAGGACCAUUGGAUUUACGAGAUCGCUCCGAUACUGGGGAUGGCAACGGGAGCGAUUCUUUACAGAUUCGUUUUGAAAGAAGACGAAAAAUACUCUUUGAAUAAUUGGUUAGCCAAGAGAUAACUCAUUCAGCUGAUAAUGUUUUAUUUUCAGAGUUCAUGAUGAGUUUUGUAUCCAAUAGAUAAGUAAACACAUCAAUAACAA
This is a messenger RNA of Leptinotarsa decemlineata (Colorado potato beetle), 1012 nucleotides long. RefSeq names its product aquaporin. Gene Ontology annotation, biological process: transmembrane transport. The record is from RefSeq and is a predicted model, not a curated record. Gene Ontology annotation, cellular component: plasma membrane. Lineage: Eukaryota; Metazoa; Arthropoda; Insecta; Coleoptera; Chrysomelidae. Gene Ontology annotation, molecular function: channel activity.